Messenger RNA from Sardina pilchardus (European sardine), 2086 nucleotides. Its product is annotated as retinol dehydrogenase 12-like. The coding region runs from base 300 to 1301 and encodes 333 amino acids. The transcript has 7 exons. Lineage: Eukaryota; Metazoa; Chordata; Actinopteri; Clupeiformes; Clupeidae. The record is from RefSeq and is a predicted model, not a curated record.
GCGUAUCUCGUAUGCCGUCUGUCUCUGUUUACCUGCAGCUGGUAAGAAGUAGAGAGGAGUUGAGCUAGAACUGUAGAGCAAUGAUAACACAUUAGGGAGGCGCAGUGAUGACAGUUUGAGAGUAAAAGUGAGUGUGUGCGAAGCAAACUCCAGUCAGAGCGGAUCUUGUACGUCAUCUGUUUACCUGCAGCUUGACAGGAAGAGAGUCCAACACUAGACUCUGUAUCAUAGGGAAGCCCAAAGAGUUUGAUAGUAACAGUGAGUGUAACUUGUUUGUUUGGACUACACUGUCUGGGACAAUGGAUGACUGCAUUUCCCAGAUGAAGCAGUUUGUGACUGAGCAUGCAACUGGACUGACAGUUUUCUUCAUAGCUGUAGGUGCUGGGCUUUUCGCACUGCGCAGACAUAUGGCUGGUGGCUGGUGUCACAGUAAAGCUCGACUGGAUGGCAAGACGGUGCUGAUCACCGGAGCGAAUACAGGGAUAGGGAAGGAGACAGCUGUGGACAUGGCCAGGAGAGGUGCGAGGGUGAUCCUUGCAUGUAGAGAUAUGGGCCGGGCGAACCGAGCUGCGGAUGAGGUCCGGAAACAGAGUGGGAAUGGGAACGUGGUGGUGAAGCAGCUGGACCUGGCCUCCUUGAAGUCAGUGCGCGCGCUGGCCGCUGAUGUUAAGGCCAAUGAGGAGCGUCUGGAUAUUCUCAUCAACAAUGCAGGGAUCAUGAUGUGUCCAAAAUGGAAGACAGAGGACGGCUUUGAGAUGCAGUUUGGGGUGAACCACCUGGGUCACUUCCUUCUGACCAACAGUCUGCUGGACCUGCUGAAGAAAUCAGCCCCCAGCCGAGUGGUCAACGUGUCCAGCCUGGCCCAUAGGAAAGGGAAAAUGCACUUUGACGACAUUCACCUGGAUAAAGACUAUGAACCCUUCAAAAGCUACCGUCAGAGCAAGCUGGCCAACAUUCUUUUCACCAGAGAGUUGGCUAGGAGACUGUCAGGCACAGGUGUGACAGCCUACAGCCUCCACCCAGGUCUGAUCCGCACUGAGCUGGGACGCCACGUGACCCAGUCCCUGCCCCUCUGGAAGCUGAUCAUGUAUUCACCUCUGAUGCUGCUCAGGCCCUUCAUCAAGUCAUGUGAGGAGGGAGCACAGACCACCAUCUACUGUGCUGUGGACGAGAGCCUGCAGAAUAUCAACGGCCUCUACUACAGUGACUGUGCCCCAAAGCAGCCAGAACUUCAGGCAUGUGAUGAUGCUGCUGCUAUGAAACUCUGGGACAUCAGUGCCUCCAUGGUGGGACUGGCCUAAGAAAAGACACUCCCUUUUUACCACACACACACACACACACACACACACACACACACACACACACACACACACACACACACACACAUAAGGCUUAGAGAAGACACAUUCUCUCUCUCUCUCUCUCCCUCAGCCACUCACACACACUCCCACACAGAGUCAUACAUAUUCCCAACUUUAUCCACAUUCCAUGCUCAUUCUGUACACGGCAUACACACCAUUGGCAUGUUUAUUUUAGCACGUGUGUUUUACAAAAGGUUGUAAAUUUCAUUACUUUCUGACUAUAUGUUGCCUUUCUGAUUUCUCAAGCGGUGGCAUUACAAUUACCCUGGAAAUCCAGAGUUCUCGCGAGAUCACAGUUUGAAUUGUCUGCAAGAUACUCUGCAGUGAGCAAUGAUGCAUGUUACUUCUACCGCUUGCAUCUGCGGGACCAAUCAAAUCGGUGCAUCUGAUAUGCGGGCCAGAGGCGAGCUAAACUGAUGACGGCAGCGCUGCAACGUUCGAAGUCAGUAAACAUUGGUCGUAGUGUCAUCCAAUUGUCUCGAAGUCCGUAAUCAGUCAGAGUAAACGUUGGUCGUAGUGUUAUCCAAUUGCGUGCAUUGAGAUUUUCAAAUGCAUGCAUGGUGCCGCCCCUCGAGUCGGGCCAUUACAUUAUUCGUGGCCAGGGUCUGGAUUUUCCAGGCUAAUUUCCAAUACCAACAGAUACAGUUUUGAUACUGUGAUGGUGUAAUCAGAACAGUCCAGCAACAUAAAUAAAUAAAUAAAUAAAAAGAGUCUCAGUUAUUUUA